UUGAAAAUGGCUUCCGAUGAACAUCGAAAAUUCUAUUACGAUUGGCACGAAGGAAAAUACAAGCUGAGUGAUGAAAAGAUUCAUCGUCUUAAGGAGGUAAAAACAGUAUAUCAGCGUUGAUACAAUCUAGUAUGAACGUUUAAAUAAUCGCCAGGAACCAUUCCGAUUUGGGACCUUUGCUGCCAAGUGGCCCAAGUCUUUGUUUACAUUUUUCUGGUAGAAAAGUUGCAUAUAUUCGCCAUUGUAAUUCCACAAUACCUUCAGCGAUAACGAUCCCCGUUAGUGCAUUUAAAAACGUUUCUGCCUGGACAAUAAACAAGGCAAAAUGUUUGCUUCGACUUUGUUGCAUAUGCAAUUGCAUUUCCCGUGUGAAAUUGACAGCCAAAUAUUAUUAUACAGAUGUUUUUAUUAAAAUUUAAUGAUCCAUAAUUCAUUCUAAUGACUUACAAUUCGCGGCUACUAAAUAAUUCCCAACAAAUACGAAGAGAAAAAUUGAUGUUAUAGUUGUUUUUGUUUUAUUUUUAACCGUCGUUGCGGUGGAAAAGGUUUGACAGACGUAUAUUUUGUAUUUGGGUUCCGAAUUACUGUCAUUUUGUUUUGUUGUUUUUGUGGGAAAAGUCAGAAGGUUGCCAGGCUAUUUGUUUACGUUCAACGUUCGUCUAUUAAACUGAGGUAAAGUAUUAAGUUGUCAAGUGCUCAAGUAUUCAAUAAAUGACUUGAAGGUCUUCGUAGACUUCUUGGAAUUUCUCUUGACUAGAAAUAAUGAUAUGGUUUGGUAUUAAAAUUUAUUGUACUAGAUUUUGUGCCUUGAACGGUUUUGUAGAUAGAAAUUAUCAAGUGUAAAUUUGUAUACAUUUAUUAGGGGCCGAUUACAUGGAGAGUUUUCAGCCCGGACUGAAUUUCAGCCCGGUUAACCGAGCUGAAAUAGCAUCACGAUUACAUGGACAAUUUGAACCCGGGCUGAGUUUUAGUCAGAGCUACAGUAUAUUUAUCCCUUGUAGUAAACAAACCCGGGCUGAAAUCAUACGAUAUCACGAAAGGGAAUAUUCCGCUUGUUUGAGCAUUUAAAACACCGAUUGACUCGACUAUUUGACUUGAGUAAGACUGUGGUUGCAUAUAAAGUAUUAAAGAUGAGACGAAACGCAAAAUAAAGCCAUUUAAACGAUUGUUUUUUUAGCCCGGGCUGAAAUUAUUUGCAAUUACAUGGGAUAUUUCAUCCCGGUUGACAGGACUGACAAUCUCAUCCCGGGUGACAUAAACCGGGAUCAUGAAACUUUCAACCCGGGCUGAAAUUCAGCCCGGGUUGGAAAUUUUUCCAUGUACUAAGCGUAAAAUUCAUUUUAUUUUGAAUUGAUAAGGGGCCCCGGGCUGAAAUUUCAUCCCAGUUUGCCGGGCUGAAAACCUCCAUGUAAUCGGCCUCUUAGACCUAACCAGAAACGGCUGCAAAAAUUAUAUGUCUUCUGUGAUAUAAUCUAGUUGAAGCAUGGCCUCAACAAGAGAAUUUCAAUAUCUCAGACGAAGGCCCCAGUGUGGAAAGUUUGUAUCGCACGGCGGGGAUAUCGGCUGUGCAAUUUAGAUGUUUAAUAUAUAUUUACUAUUAAAUUUUUGAAAUCUCCGGCAUGCAAUUUCCAAACUUUCCAGUCAGGCGAACUGGCCUAUUGCAGGCCGGUCAGGUUUGAUUAUGCCAGAGGACCUACCGACCUAGUACGUAUGUGGUUGCAUUUUUUGCAGCUGUAUAAACCGCUGUAUUUUUCACAUCUAUAAGACCCUUCAACUACUAUUCAAUUGUGUGAGAUCUAUGUUAACCCGCCCUGCUUAUUUUUUUUUACUUGUCUAAACUCCAGACGAUUUUAUGAUUGUCAAUGGUGAAGCUCUGCAGCUUAAUGGGUUAACCAAAAUGACAAUGUCUCUAGUUAACCCAUUGAGCCAUAAUUUUGCCCCAGUGCGCCCUACUUUUUUUACUUGUCUAUACCAGAUGAUUUUAGUCGUCAAUGGGGAUCAAUGGGUUAAGUAAACGAAAUCUUGAUAAUUAUUUACUCAAUGACUCAUAUAUGGCAGUGCCUAAUUAGUUAGUAUUAUUAUAUUUACAUAUAUGAACUAGUUGUGGUUAGCCAAAUUUUUGUGACCAGUAUUACCAAGUAACAUACCUUAUAAUUACAGUAAUACAACAAAAUGUAAUAUUAUUUUCCUAACUAUGAUUUGCCACCCUGUCAACUUUCUCUGUGGGAGGAAACUGGAGCACUGGGCACUGGAAACUGGAGCAACUUUUCACAAGAGUCUGUUGAAAGGCACUAAUGCCCUUCCUGACAACUGUCCCAGAGGAUAUAUUUAACCCACAAUGCAUUGCACCCCAAUCUGCCCAACUUUGCUAAUUUACAGUACUCUCAAUGCCAUCUGGACAAUUUUACUCAUGCAUUAUUGGAGGGCCAAGGUGCUGAAUGGGUUAUCCCAAUUAUCUGGCAGUUAUAUCUACCCUGCCUCAUACCCGGACAUCUCUUUGUAAAAAAAAAACAGCGUUGCGCAUACGACAUGUUUACAUGAAGUAUUGCAGUGGCGAGAGAAGCGCAAAGGGGCUGAUGGCUGCUGACCCGUCCCAACAACCCCUUCGCGCUAAGUGGCCUGCCUGAAUACUUCAUGAUUGUACAGUAAAUAUAAUCAUUUAAAGCACCUGGGUACAAGGCAGGUAUACAUAUCUAUACCCAUGUAUUUACUAAUAGACGACGACUAAAAAAUGGACAAUCUAAAACCAACUGUAAAUUGACACAUCUAUUCGGAAGUCGGAACCCACAAAAACGCACAUGAAAAGGCAUUACCUCAUACUUAUGGAAGGAAGCUUAAUAUUUAUAUAUAGAGAAAUUGUCAGAUGGAGUAAAAAUCCAUGUCGAAACUACUGUGGAGAUACGCAAUAUAUUAGGUGUGCCCACAGUGUUGAACCAAUGCCAUAAGUUAUUAUUUGGAAACAAAAAAUGUCAAAGCUAGGACAUCUCCAAGACUCCUGUCCAUUGACACAAAUAUGAUAUAUCAAAUUAUUCCAUUAAUAGCAGGUCCAUAAUGGACUUCUCUAGCAGUGAGUAAGCCACUGAUAAUAAGUCGGGCCAAGGUGCUGAAUCGGUUAGCCCAAUUAUCUGGCAGUAUCUACCCUGCCUCGUACCCAGGCGUCUCUUUGUAAAAAACCCAGUGAUGCGCAUAUGACGAGUUUACAAUCAUGAAGUAUUGUAGUGGCGAGAGAAGGGGCUGAUGGCUGCUGACCCUUCCCAACAACCUCUUCGCGCCUGCCUGAAUACAUUGAGUACAGUAUUAUAAUUAUUUAAAGCACCUGGGUAUGCGGCAGGUAACUACCCAAUCAUGUGUUUACUAAUGGGCGAGGACUAAAAAAUGGACAAUGACUAAAACCAACUGUAAAAUGAGCUUGAUACAUCUAUUCGGAACCCACAAAAAGGCACACGAAAAGGCAUUAUGUAGCUCACACUUAUGGGAGGAAGCUUAUUUAUAGAGAAAUUGUCAGAUGGAGUAAAAAUCGGCAUGUUGAAACCACUGUGGAGAUACGCAAUAUAUUAAUGUGCCCACAGUGUUGAACCAAUGCCAUAAAUUAUUAUUUGGAAACGAAAAACGUCAAAGAAAAUUCUCACAAUAACUUCCUAGUUAUCUUUUAAAAGAAUAUAUUUCCUUAAUUUGUUGUGAGUAGUAUUCAAGGACAUCUCCAAGACUCCUGUCCAUUCACACAAAUAUGCUGAACUUUGUCCGCAUUUUUAGUCCCCACUCAUCAGUAAUUAUUUAACUCAUUUUAAAAGUUGCAGUGUGACCUAAUAUGCCCCACAUUAUACUUCACUCUGUCUAGCACCACAUGAUUUUACUCAACAAGGGGAGAGUGUUGCCGCUCCAUGGUUUAAAUGGAUUUUUAUCCUUUAGAUGGAUUGUAAGCGCCAUGACCAUGGUUAUAGAAUUGACAAAGACAACGCCGGGUUGUACGUAGAAAAUAGCCACAAUAUGCUGCCUUCAGUAGAUGUUUUUCUCAAGAAGCAAAAUGAGGAUAAGGUGGUCAAAAAUUCAGAUGUUGUUGAUUCAGGUGAAAUUAUAUGAUAUUGACCAUUAUAUGAAUUUAAUCAUUUUAUAAUCACGAAAGCAUUUCGAAAGUGGAGGGGCAUUGACCAAAAGGGGCACUUUUGUAUAUGACCAAAAUCAAACGAUUUUAUGACGUUCACGAGCUGAACGAAAAUUUUUGAAAAUAUGCAGUCUCUAUAACGCCGGAAAUGGCCUUACAGAGUCUUUUUUAAGGCCAGAAAAAGAGCCUUUUUUCACUUUUAAAAAAAGACGGGGGCACAUGCCCUCAUCGACCCCCCCCCCCCGGUUCCGUGGCUCCUGCCCUUAAGCCCUGUUGUGAAAUGUUGGUUUUCUAUGUGACAGCUUUCCAUUUAGUGGCCUGACCGGUCAGACCCAAGUUCUUUUCUCUGUGUCAAUGGAAAGAUCUGGUCUAAUUGUUUCUCAAAUAUCUAGCGAAAAUGGACCUCGUUCUAAUGUUAUCUAACAUUUCUGGUCAGAUAGGUCCGAAGCCCAAAUUUUUUGUGUUUCAUUCAACAAUUUGAUCGUACUGACCGGUCUGGCCGUGUUAAUGGAAAGCGCCAUAUGCUUAGCGUGAUUUAUAACAAAAACGCACCUGGUCCAUUAAAACAGUGUUUUGAAACCCUGGUUUUUUAAAAAAUGUGUUCUCAGAAUGCUGCAAAUGCCAUUUCCAGGAUUCAAAUUUUAAAACUUUUCUGUGCCUUCGGCUUCGGACGAGCCCCCCAAAAUUUCGUAAAGUGUCCGCCACUGAUAACUGCAUGUUAUGUAUGGUGGCGCACAUUUGUGAUAAACUUCAAUCACAGCGCAAGACAAUCUCGACUUGCAAAACGCUUUUGUAAACAAUCAGUGAAUUGCAUUCCAUGUCAUGCAAUGACAAAAAUUUCCUUGUACGAAGUAAGAAAAUUUCCUGCAAAGAUAUUUUGUUAUGAAUUUCCUGCCAACGGUUCUGCUGGAUAUUUUCCAACAAUGCUUAUCGAUCAACACUCGUUAAAAAUUGGAACUACAGUAGUCGAUGACAGUUGACAAGAGUUGAUGGUCAAAAGCGAGCGAGAGUUAUAACUCUCAUCAAUUCUCGUUUCACUAAGGCUUUAUGUGUUGUUAUUAUAUGCUGUUUUAGGUCGAGGUAAUCAAGCAAAUAAAUCUAAGGAAUCACAAACGCGUGAUGGGGUAAGACCAUAGAUAUCUUAUAUACACUAGAUAGUGCAUCUAAUUAUUCUGAAAUUCAAAAAUUGAAGCCGUGAUUGCAGUCUCAGGUCGUUCCCAUAAAAUGAGAAGAUUCGUAUGUUUUCUAUUUCUUAAACAGGGAACUUAAACAUUAAGUUAACCCUAUUCCAAAUACGUUUUUAAAGUUUUCAAGUGAUGAAAGUUAUCGUUGUUUUUAAGCGUUUAUUAGCAAGUGGGAACGACCAACAUGGCCGCCAUCUAUUCAAAUGGGAGUAAUCGCUGGAAUAUUCUUGGCUUCAAUUUUACUAAAAGAGAUGCGCUAUCUAGUGUAUAUAAGAUAUCUAUGGGUAAGACCAAUCCUGGGCCUAACAGUCGUAAACAAUAAUUAGACAGAGGGCAGUUAGUUGCAUUUUUUGAAACUGCUCCUAUAGUUAGGUUUAAAAUUGCACUCGAAAGUUCCAUCAAUACAAAUUCCUUCAACAAUUAGUUAAUAUCAAGUGAGAUGCCCAAAAUCCUAAUAUUUACCCAUACAGCUUACAUUGCCAUCACCUUAGUAUCCAUACAUCUCAAACUCAUUAAUAAUUCAUGAGCAAAUUAGCGAAUGAACUCACCCUAAUUCGUCACAUGAUUGAGGUUGGAUACCGCAAGGAAACACGCUAAAAAUCAUAUACCAUCACUGUUGUUAGAUGAAAAACGGUUUUCAUCUAAUAACUGAGAUCCUAAUUACAAAUUCAAGUCAAAACACAACAAUAUACUAUAAUAAUAUAUAUAUAAGCCAAUGAAAUAUUUUCGUUUGAGAUGUUGUGUAAACAACUCGUUUCUCGUGUUUCAUCAGGGGACCAAACACUCGAAAACAAUAAAACACUCGCGCUCGUGUUUCAUACAGUUUUCUCGUGUUUGGAUCCCCUGAUGAAACACUCAAACUCGUUGUUUACAUACAACAUGAAGUUGUGGUUAGAGCUCGACAACUGUCUCUCUGCAGCUCAGUUGGUUAUAGAGCUCUGCACCGGAAUAGCAGGGCAGCAGGUUCGAUUUCUGCCAGAGGGCCGAUACUGUAGUUGCAUUUUUCAUAACUGUUCCAAUGUAUUUUGAGGGAAGGUGUGGUGUGGCGAGGUGCGCACCUCCCCUGCGAUCGUUUUGCACCUCCCCUGGGAAUUUUUGCACCUCUCCUGAAAAGUCAUGCACCUCCCCUUGGGAAAGUUUUAAUGACAGAUCAACUUGAAAAUUUGACAUUUUUUGGUUGCUUAGAGUCUGCACUUCGUAAGAAAGUUUUUCUGUAAAAUUCAAACGGUGGUAGCCAUUCGUCUGUGUGUCAAGUAGUACCCUUUUAAUGCAAUGUUUUGAAAGAAACUUUCUAUACUGUUGUAAUUGUAACGAAAGACAAAAUUGGAUGAGUUGUACUGUCAUACUGAUACAUACAGUACUCUAUAUGUAUAUGUAUACUACAAUAACUACAUGCAUACGUCACAUCGUUGACUUUGCUCCGUUCUAUAUAAGCCCUAACUUUUCACGGGGGUCGUGACUAGCUAGACCACAAAUCCAAAAAUUCAACGCGAAAUACCCAGCUACAACUUCCUUCAGUAAUUAGACAGAAACUGUAAAUACCAUUGCAUGAUCAUUAAAAUCAACAUAUUUCACCAAAUGAAUUUAGAUUUCUAAAGGACACAAAGUUAUGACAUCCGUAUUGAGUACAAGAUUACUGAGGCUGAAUGCUGCCCAAACACUAUGGCACAAGGUUUGCAGAAUUUGUAAUUUAUAUGCAAAAAUGUUUCAUUAUUUUUAAUUUAAAGCAGCCUUCAAUCUUGUCAUUGAAACGAUAUUAGUAAAAUAUAAUGUUUAUGUUUUAGGAUAUGAAUAGUUUUAUUGAAUAUAUUUUAAGGUAAGUGUUUGAGAGUGACUAGCAUAUAGUUGAUCCAUACUGAUUGAUUGUAUGACUGUUUAACUUAAUUAUUAUAUAUUGAGCUCGCUACCUUGGAGUGUGCAUGUGUUAAGAAUAUGUGACCCCCUUUGCCCCUUGACCAUAAAUGGAGUGCACCCCCAGAUUUCCAAAAUUAGGUCUGGUACAAAAGAAGUGGACUUACUGACACAUUAUGUUUAUUGUAACUGAGUUCGUUAACCCAUUUAGGUGCAUUGCAACCUAUUGGCUAUUAAUUAUUAUUUUACUUUUUCUAAUACCAGAAGAUUUCACUCGUCAAGGGUAAAGCGCUGCAGCUCAAUGCGUUAAUCGGACUGUCUGCCCAUGCAUGUUUCUAGUUAACCAUUAAGUUGCAUGUACCCCAUUGUACCCUUAGGCUAAUUUAUUAUUUUACUUUGUCUAACACCAGAUUAGUUUACUCAGUCUGACGGCAGAACUCCCAGAAGAUUUUACUUAUAUCAAGGGGAAGCUACCUCUCGCCAUGGAUAUACUGUAGUCAAUAGAAUAAGAAGGUUAUAGGGAACUCGAUGCAGGCAUAAUAGACAUGAUUGUCUUGGUUUAUGCACAAAUGGUCGGUUUAUCGUCAUGUGUAUUGUUUUUCGCCCAACCUAUAGUAGUGUGUUGGUUAUUUGCGCAGUCGUGAUAUUACACAAUGUUUAAAUGAAAACAUAGCUAUUUCAUGGUUGCUUUAGCGAAAAUACAAUACACACGUGACGAUGAACCGACCAUUUCUUGCAUAAACCAAGACAAAAACGUAGAUAAUGAGGUUUAUUACAGUAUGUCUGCAUUGAGUUUCCUAACCUUUUUAUUCUAUUGACUAUGCUCUGGUGCUCAAUGGGUUAAUGGUUAAUCAAAAGAUAUAAAACUGUGUAAAUUGCAAUAAUUUAUAUUAAUUAGUACAAAAGAUUAUUAAAAUUAUAUAGGCUUGAUGAUGAUGCUGUAAUUGUGGACAUACUUCCAAUCUUAACAAAAAGGUACUGUCAGACUAGUGUGUAUUUGAAAAUAGAUACGUUUAGAGAGUUUUCACUCAAAAUUCAAGAUGACGGAUUUGAGUCACAAAUUGCUGCUCAAAGGUUUGAAUGAAUCGGGAGGAACUGACUGAUGUGAGGAGGAGGGUUUAAUGUCUAACCCCUAUAUACAGGUGUCGCCGCGUUCUAAUCCGGGAGUGGAGUUUCAAGUGUGAAUGUAUGUACAGUAUGCAAGACUUCUUCCAUCAAACAACCAGCUAGAAUGGCGAGGAUAAGAAUCCAAGGGCGGAUUUUCAUUUUUUUAAAGGAGGGGUGAAGCGAAAUUUUGGUGGAGUUGAACGCUUUAUAAGAGGGGUUAGAGAGAUUCUAGUAGGGUUUAACCCUUCUAACCCAGUAAAUCCGUCCAUGUAAGAAUCAUCUCCGAACCUACAUGUGAUGGAAAGUUCGUGAGGAAUCUGGAGUCGUUCGCUCCAGUGACAGUGUAAACGGGAUCUACUCAUAGAAAUCUUAGACCAAUGUAAAGCAAUUCAGUGCCAGCUAGUAGAAGUUAGUCAUAAUCACAAAACAUGUCUGUGUUUUUGUUCUUUCGUUUCUCUUACGGCGCUAAAAGUGAAUAUAAUAUCAGGAAAGUGUAGAAUGUACAUCAUGUUGACCUAUAUCAUCACUGUACCUAGUACAUGUAUACACUUCCAAACUUCUUCUAAUACAGCAAACACACAAGGAAAUGUAUCAAUUUUCUUUGUUCUUACGGCGUGAUGCUUAAUAUCUCAUAUCUCUAUCUUUGUAAUUACUUUGUGCAUGUGAUUUUCGGCUUAUUAUUUCAUUCAUGUGAACGACUCCGAUACAAGUUCACAACGUACAGAACAAGAAUGUACUGUAAUAGCAAUAAACUUGAACCAUUGGAUCGUACAAGAACAAUUUUUGAAAGGCUGGUCUAAUAUUUCUGCGGAUCUACUGCACAUUCGUCACUUAUAGUACAAGAAAAUUAUAACAAAUAUCCUUCAACAUCCGGGCCAUGGGUAUUCAUCCGACAACCGAUCCCAACAUGUUACAGCAGCUAUUAAUCCGACACAGUAUUCAGAGAUCGUGCAGGUCCUUGAGCUCUUGAAAAGUGUUGAAUAAUCAAGGCACUUGAAAAAAGGACACUUGAAAAACCCGUGCCUAUUUCAAGGGCACUUGAAAACCCCUUGAAAAAUGUAAAAAGUGCUUGAAAAUCACGCAGAAUGCUAUAUUAUUACCGUAGAGCCCCGCUAACUCGAACAAAUGUUCUCCCCCUUGGGGUAAAAUAUAGGGUAUACAGCUUUAAUGGACACCUAAUAUAACGUUUUUUGCCAUGCUGAUAUAUGGAUUGCACGUAUUAGAAUAACAUACAAUCGCAUUCCCUUAUUUGUUUCGGGCACAUAUUUGGGCACAUUUUGCCCUAACAAGCUACAGGUAUCUAAAUAUUGGGAUUCGGUUUCAGACGAAUAACCACUGCGUGGUGUUGGGUAUAUAAUAUAUAAGGUGUCUAAUUAGGUCGUAGAGAUAAAAUAUGUAGCUUAAUUUUGGGAAUUAUAGGAAGAAUUUUAAGAAUAAUGACUAGAACAAUAACAAUGAACAUUCAAUGAGUUACAAUGGAUUCCCUACUACAAUGAAGCUUAUGUAAAUCACUGUGGAAUCGCGUAUAAAAGAUAUUAGAUGGUAACAUUCCCGAUUAUUUAAACGUAACACUGAAGACAAACUCUAGUUACUAGAUAUUCUAAACUUAAUUUUAUUUGCCCUCAUUACAAUAAGAUAUCCGUUAGCGGUCCCACCUUUGCUAAUUUGGAUUCACAGAAAGCAAACGGCUUUACAGUAGAAACCGCGGAUCUUUCCUGUUGUUCGAAAAAACGUGCGAUGUUAAAACAUUCAGGAAUGUAAAUACAUUCCUAACGGCGUGAAAAUGCAUACACCGUCAAUACACCGUGCAUACAAAUUAUAUUGACAUAGCUAAAACUAGUUUCACAUUCUAACAGCAAUAGGCGAAUGAAUGUAGUUGCAUUCAUGAGAUCAAUGUUUUGACACGAAACACACACAAAAAAAAACAUGACACGUUUUCCUUAAGCAUGACAGAUGUUCAAUGAUUAUUUUAGAGUGAAGGAUGAUGGUCCUGAAUUAUCCACGCUAUCAAUGGGUGCAUGUCUCGACUUGCUGCCUGUUCUUGGAAAGUUGCUGGAUUCCAAAUAUGAAGAGUAUGAACUAACCUGUCUUUAGUUUCAUGGAAAAGUUCAAAAUUUUCUGGUCUUUGAGUAACUGGAUUAGCUUUGAGUAACUGUAUUACUAACAAGCUAACACAACAACAUAUGUUUAUUUUGUUUAGUUACAUUAUCGCGGCCAUAGACAUGGUACGCGAGGUAAUGAAACGAUGGUGGAAAGAACUACAGACUAUAGGAAAGAACGAAAAGAAAGAUAUUGGAAAAGAUUUUAGGUGUAGCAGGUACGGAACAGUAUAUGCAGUCGAUUCUCUUAAUAUGGAUGGAAUACGCAUACCUCUUCAAUAAGUAGACUUCCCUAGUACGGACACCUCCCUAAUACAGACACCUCUGUAAUACGGACACCUCUCUAAUAUGGACACCUCUCUAAUACGGACACCUCUCUAAUAUGGACACCUCUCUAAUACGGACACCUCUCUAAUACGGACACUUCUCUAAUAUGGACACCUCUCUGAUACGGACACUUCUCUAAUAUGGACACCUCUCUGAUAUAGACACCUCUCUAAUAUGGACACCUCUCUGAUAUGACACCUCUCUGAUACAGACAUUAUCUAACACGGACACCUCUCUAAUACAGACACCUUUCUAAUAUGGACACCUCUCUUUACGGACUUCUCUCUAAUAUAGACAUCUCUCUAAUAUGAACACCUCUCUAAUACGGAUAUCUCUCUAAUACAGACACCUCUCUAAUACGGACAUCUCUCUAAUACAGACACCUCUCUAAUAUGGACACCUCUCUAAUACAGACACCUCUCUAAUACAGACAGUAUCUAACAUGAACACCUCUCUAAUACGAACACCUCUCUAAUACGAACACCUCUCUAAUAUGGACAUCUCCCCAAUACGGACACCUUUCCAAUACGGACAUCUCUCUAAUAUGGACAUCUCUAAUACGGGCACCUUUCCAAUACGGACAUCUCUCUAAUAUGGACAUCCCUCAGAUACAAACGGCUCCCUAGUACGGACAACCUCUUUUAUACAGACACCUCUCUAAUACGGUCACCUCUUUAAUUCCGGACAUCUCUCUAAUACAGACACCUCUCUAAUACAGACAUCUCUCUAAUACAGACAUCUCUCUAAUACAGACAUCUCUCUAAUACAGACAUCUCUCUACUACAGACAUCUCUCUAAUACAGACAUCUCUCUAAUACAGACAUCUCUCUAAUACGGUCACCUCUCUAAUACAGACAUCUCUUUGAUACGGUCACCUCUUUAAUUCCGGACAUCUCUCUGAUACAGACACCUCUGUAAUACAGACAUCUCACUAAUACAGACAUCUCUCUAAUACCUAGACAUCUCUCUAAUACAGACAUCUCUCUAAUACAGAAAUCUCACUAAUACAGAAAUCUCUCUAAUACAGUCACCUGUCUAAUACGGUCACCUCUCUAAUGCAGACAUCUCUGUAAUACAGACACCUCUGGAACGGACACAUGGUAAUACAGAAAUCUAUCUAAUAUGGACACUGGCUAGUAUGGUCUAAUACACGGACACCUCUCUAAUACUGACACCUCUCUAAAAUACCUCUAUAAUAUGGACGCAACUAUAACACGUACAUCUCUGUACUUAUACGGGCACAUCUCUAGUAUGGUGACCAUAGAUAUGGUUUAAUUCUGUAUUUAUAUUGUUCUUACAGAAGCGUGAAUGGUGUAUAUAUGCUUCUUAUAUCUAUGACGGAUCGUCUUCGAGUGUUGGCAAAACGAAGUGGAAAGAUUGGCGAAAAAGCAAAGGUUAGCCUGGGUAGAUUGGCCCAAUUACUUGUACCAACGUGCUCCAAGUUCAGUCCUCGCGAUUUUGAUAAAUCCUCGUCAUUGACAAAUCCUCGUCGGCGAACGGUUGCCAUCAAUAUUCUUAUUUUAGUAAUCGCAAGGCCGCAGAUUCAAUUCCUUCCAGGGACCUAUAGCAGUGGUGCCUAAAUUACUUUGAAUUUGUGCUCGAGUAAAAGUAGAAGUAAUUAACAAUAAAACGACUUGAGUAAUAGUAAAAGUACUGGAGGCAAAACGUACUUAAGUAAAAAGUACAAAGUAUCUUUAAAAAAUACUUGAAGUACACAGUAAAAGUAAAGUACUUUUGUCUAUAGCGUGUUGUUUGUUUGUUUUUUUUUUGGGGGGGGAGGAUUUCUCCAAUGGAUUUACAUAUACAAAAGACACAAAACAGCACACGCAUAUUAUAUGCGCGCACCAUAAUAUACAAUAUUUCACGGCAUGGUCAACUUUCCAGACCCCGUUGAAGAUAUAAGAAAUCCAUUAAAUAAAUAAUGCUUACAAGUAAGCCACAAACGAGAGAUCCCAGACGCAUGUAGAGGUCCUAUUACCUAUCCCAAAAUUAAAAUAAAUCAGGAAUAAAACACAUAAAAUUGAACAAAUGUGAGAAAGUAACGAAAUGCUUCGCCACAAAUUGAAAAUAACGAAGUAAAACGUUACUUGUUAAAACGACUUCAUUCCAAGUAAAAGUACUCCAGAAAAAGUUUACUUUUUUACAUGCUCACUUCUCAAAAAUAGUACUCAAGUACAGUAACGAAGUACAUUUACUUCGUUACUUGACACCACUGGACCUAUAGUUGCAUUAUCGUAACUGUUCCUGAUUAGAUUUAAUAAAAUGUAUAUAAAUUCCCACUCGACAAUUUCCAUUUACAACACCCUUCAACUAUUAUUGUAUCGAGUGAGUUAAUGGACCAUUUGCAUUAUAGACUAAAUUUUGGUCUAGACAAAAAUUUCAUCACAGCUUGAAAGAGCAUCACAAAAUUAGUAAUAUUCCAAAGUUUCGUUGCGAAAUGUUGUAGAAUUCGGAUAAUAUAGCCUUGCAAAAUUUGCAAUUUUCAGUCAUUUUGUAUUACAAACGGGAAACUGAUGCCCCAACACCCGAUUGGGCUGUCAAUUUCCCGUGCGUAAUACAACAUGACUGAAAAACGGCAAACUUCGCAAGGCUAUAUUAUCCGCAUUUUACAACAUUUCGCAACGAAACUUUGGAAUAUUACUAAUUUUGUGAUGCUCUUUCAAGCUGUGAUGAAAUUUUUGUCUAGAUCAAAAUUUAGUCUAUAAUGCAAAUGGUCCAUUCUCACUUCUGAACCCUUGUACUAUAUAUUCGAUACUUUGACUCACAAUAUUUUCAUUGUAACUUUUUUCUUCAUCAAGGUACUUCAAGAACUGAUGGCUUUGUUAUAACCUAUGAAAACUGAACAGAGUUCUUCCAAGGCGAAUAUCUAAGAACCCAUACUGUAUUUGGAGAAACGUAACUGAAGAAGAUUACAAAAAUGCAAGAUACGCAGACAUCUUAAAAUUAAAACUUAUGUCGUAACGGUGAUAUAUACCAUUGAUUCAUGACUGGGUCGUCCUAGAUAGUGUGUAGCUAGUGUAUAUCCAGAGCAUUCACUUCGCAACUAAAUGACGCGUUUGCAUCGGGAUAAAUUGCAGUUGAACUAGCUGGGACUAGAAGUGUAAUCAGAAUAUUCAUAUCAAAGUAUUCAACCUUCGAUCAUCAUUUGAAUAUUCAAACGUUGCUCAAAGAACAAUUAGUUUCCUAAUACAAAAAUUAGGAUUUGGGUCAUCUAACAAAUUAUGUCCCAAAAUCCUUUGUAUUUACCCAUACACCUUAAUUGGUAUCACCUUGCGGUUAGAGAUCGAUAACUGGCCUCUGUAGCUCAGUUGGUUGGAGCGCUGCACCAUAAUCGCAAGGCCGCCUUCAAUUCCUACCAGAGGGCCUAUAUAAGAUAUCUAUGGCCUAUAGUUGUGUUUUUCGCAACGAUAAAACCCAUCUACAAUAUAGUACACAAAUUAUUUUAUUGUGGCUUUAAGUGAACACUUUGACUUGUACAUUUUAACGCCUUCAGUGUCAUAUAUACAUGUUAUAAAACAAGCUCUGUGUCAAUGAGCUCCAUAUACAGUGUGUAUCAGUCAGCUGGGGAAAAUGGUAUUAAAACUGUUUACGACCUUCAUAGACAGUUUUGAACGUCAAUUCCGCCAUCCAGUCUUCGCUUCUCUCAUGGGCCGUACGACUGAAGUUCUAUGCUUCAGAUAUAUAGACCUUAGAAUUUAAUAUAUUUGUCAUUUUUAAGAUUUAUUUAAUAUAUAUGUAAAUAUAUUGUAAUAAAUAGAAUGUGUAAUUCUAA
Molecule: messenger RNA, 14442 nt
Organism: Paramuricea clavata
Lineage: Eukaryota; Metazoa; Cnidaria; Anthozoa; Malacalcyonacea; Plexauridae
Source: the annotation of a GenBank genome assembly